CAGCAAGUCGGAGCUUUCGUCUGUCCCGGCUUGAGCCUCACAGCCUGGCAACGAUACUCCUGGCAAUGCCGAGCCUAUUAGGAAAGCGCAAAGCGCGGUCCGUGGAGGACAAGCCGGAGGCUCUGGCUGAUGCGCAUGAGAUCCUCAAGCGGCACUUUGAGGCCCAUUUCAAGCCACUUGGCGUUGCCGCCCGCGCCGCGCCGCCCAAGAAGCGAACCAACACCGACUCCGAAAGCGAUAGCGACGGCAGCGACGGCAACCUGAGUGAUGGCGACGACAGCAAUGCGGACGAGGAUCUGUCCGAUUCGGGGUGGAGCGGCGUUUCGACCGGCGAGAGUAUAGACGAAGGCGAGGAAGGGGAGGGGGAGGACACGCCCGUGGUCGAGGUUGUGGAUCACACAUCAGCACCAUCCACCACGGAGUCGGCGACGGCGAAAAUGAGCAAGCGAGAGCUCAAAGCUUACCUCUCUUCCCGGCCACCCGACCGCAGCCAACUAGCGGCGGCACAGCAGACACCUAGUGCCAAAAAGGCGCCGUCCGACCAGGACCAGCCCGAAGACAGCGCCGCCUUCCUGGCCAACGAUCUCGCCCUGCAGCGCCUCAUCGCCGAGUCCCACAUCCUCUCCGCCGCCGGCGCCAACCCGUCCCACUGGCAGUCCGAGCACGCCGCUGGCACUGCCGCCAACACGCGCGCCUUUGCGGCUGGUCGCAUCGCGCGCAAGACCAGCGACAUGCGCAUCCAGGCCCUGGGGGCUAAGGAAAGCAUCCUGACCCAGGCCAAGAUGCCCAUGUCCAUGCGCAAGGGCAUUGUACGUGCCGCUGCCGCAAGAGAGGAGAAGCGGAGGCGGGAGGCGCGGGAGAACGGAAUUGUCCUCGAGAAAGAGGCGAAGAAGCCGGCCAAGACGAAGAAGAAGCGGCGGGGAGACCGCCCAGUUGAUCUACCGGCUGUCGGCAGGAUGAGGGGCGCUGAGCUGAAAGUCAGUGCGAGAGAGGCGCAGGCCAUUGCUGCCUCGGUAAGAGGGCCGGUAGGGAAAGGGAAGCACAAGAGAAGGAGAUGAUUGCCCUUUCGUGGUGCUGGCGCAGCCCGCCCUAUGUGCUGGCUUCCACUGGUUCACAAUGGUCCCUUGAGCGCUUCUGUGUCUUC
Molecule: messenger RNA, 1144 nt
Organism: Thermothielavioides terrestris NRRL 8126
Lineage: Eukaryota; Fungi; Ascomycota; Sordariomycetes; Sordariales; Chaetomiaceae
Exons: 3
Coding region: 66-1058 (330 amino acids)
Biological process (GO): maturation of SSU-rRNA from tricistronic rRNA transcript (SSU-rRNA, 5.8S rRNA, LSU-rRNA)
Cellular component (GO): nucleolus
Source: RefSeq, a predicted model, not a curated record